AUGGCCGCCGACGAUAUUUGCCUGUUCAACAUCAGGACUGUGGAUUCCUCUGGAGAAGAGAAGUUGACAAACCGCAUCAGUACUGAAGCGAAAAUCGACCAAAAAGCCACCCUUGGCACGAUUCGGAACAUAUUGGCAAGUGAAAAGAAACUCGACUCGGAAAAGGCUCGACUUUCCUUUUGCGGUAAAGAUGGUGAUCGUAUUGGCGACGACAUGAGUUGGAGUGUAUACCAGAAAAUAAUCAAGGCAGACAAGAAGGACGACUCGAAAGAUAAAACAAAUGAACCCAAAGAAACAACAAAUGACCCCGAAGGCCUGAAGGUCUAUGAUGUGUAUUUUGAAUGGAGUUGGAAAGAGGAGGGAAAGGAGGAGAAGAAGAAGAACAUGAAGAAGGAGCUAAGCGCUAGUGCUCAGAAGGUCUUGGAUGGUGACCUCGAUCUGGAUUUGACCAGAAAUAAGCCGGAAUUGAUCACUGCGACCCUGAAAGAGCUUGCUAGCAAGUAUACCCAUGCCAAUUUCAAGGCCGGUGUCUCUAAGGAGGGCGUUGUGUAA
Molecule: messenger RNA, 552 nt
Organism: Penicillium manginii
Lineage: Eukaryota; Fungi; Ascomycota; Eurotiomycetes; Eurotiales; Aspergillaceae
Exons: 4
Coding region: 1-552 (183 amino acids)
Source: RefSeq, a predicted model, not a curated record